Heteronotia binoei (common prickly gecko) is the source of this 3223-nucleotide messenger RNA. RefSeq names its product POU class 6 homeobox 2 (gene POU6F2). Gene Ontology annotation, biological process: regulation of transcription by RNA polymerase II. Gene Ontology annotation, molecular function: RNA polymerase II cis-regulatory region sequence-specific DNA binding; DNA-binding transcription factor activity, RNA polymerase II-specific. The transcript has 11 exons. The coding region runs from base 227 to 2134 and encodes 635 amino acids. The record is from RefSeq and is a predicted model, not a curated record. Lineage: Eukaryota; Metazoa; Chordata; Lepidosauria; Squamata; Gekkonidae.
CCACACUCCCCCUUCAGAGGGCGUUCUGAAUUAAUCUUGGAGAUCUUGAUGGAAAGGAAGUAGUUUCUAAGCAUUUGGUUCCCUCUCUAAGAUCUUUGGUUGGUAUGAGAGGAGUUGGAUGGACCCGGCUUUGAACCUGUUUCUGAGAUGAUGGAAGAAUUGGUGGUUGGCAGUUCACAGAAAAACCCUCUCCUUUGAGGAAAUCCUCACCUUUCUGGAGGAUCCAAUGAUAGCUGGACAAGUCAGUAAGCCCUUGCUGUCACUGCGGACUGAAAUGAAUGCAGAGUUGAGAGGUGAGGACAAGGCAGCUGCUUCAGACAACGAGCUGAAUGAGCCCCUGCUUGCGCCUGUGGAAUCAAAUGACAACGAGGACACUCCCAGCAAGCUCUUCGGAGCCAGAGGAAACACGACGCUGUCUGACACCAGCACAUCUGACCAGCACCAGCCCAGUCAGUCCCACCCAGCGUUCCCCGUCGGGGCCCAGCCACUACUGACAGCUCAGCAGUUAGCCUCGGCUGUAGCAGGGGUGAUGCCGGGAGGCCCUCCAGCACUGAACCAACCGAUCCUUAUUCCUUUCAACAUGGCUGGACAGCUGGGCGGCCAGCAAGGUCUGGUCCUCACUUUGCCGACGGCUAAUCUCACCAAUAUCCAAGGGCUGGUAGCGGCAGCUGCAGCAGGAGGCAUUAUGACGUUGCCAUUGCAAAAUCUACAAGCUACCUCAUCCCUGAAUUCCCAGCUUCAGCAGCUUCAGCAUCUUCAACAGCUCCAACACCAACAGCAGCAGCAGCAGCAGCAGCAACAGGGCCAAACGAGCCAGCAGCCCCAGGGGCAGGCAAGCCAACCGCCCCACCAAGCUCAGCAGCAGCAACAGCCACAACCGCCUCAGCAGCAACAAUCCCAGCAACAGCAACCCCAGCAGCAACCCCCGUCUCAGAGCCAGAGUCAGCCGCCGCCAGCUCAGCAAUCUUCGAGCUCCCCUCCAAAGCCCAACCAGUCACCAGGACAUGGCCUUCCCUCACCUCUCACACCACCAAAUCCACUCCAGCUGGUUAAUAAUCCCCUAGCAAGUCAAGCAGCAGCAGCGGCGGCAGCAGCGGCCAUGGGCUCUAUAGCAAGCUCGCAGGCCUUUGGCAAUGCACUCUCCGGCCUUCAGGGGGUCACAGGUCAACUAGUCACUAAUGCACAAGGACAGAUUAUCGGAACAAUCCCAUUGAUGCCUAAUCCAGUCUCAUCCAAUCAGGCAGCCGGAGGAGCUCAGGGCCUUCAAGUGCAGCCAAUUACACCACAGUUACUGACCAAUGCCCAGGGGCAAAUCAUCGCAACUGUCAUUGGGAACCAGAUAUUGCCAGUGAUCAACACCCAGGGAAUCACACUUUCACCGCUCAAACCAGGCCAACAGCUUCAUCAGCCCUCCCAGACGCAAGUGGGACAAGCAGCUUCACAGUCCAAUCUUCUGCAUUUGGCUCACAGUCAGGCAUCUAUGUCUCAAAGCCCAGUGCGUCAAGCUUCCUCCUCUUCCUCCUCCUCUUCCUCAUCUUCAGCUCUGAGCGUUGGCCAGUUAGUCAGUAAUCCCCAGACAGCCUCCAGCGAGGUGGAUGGGGUGAACCUCGAGGAAAUCCGCGAAUUUGCCAAAGCUUUUAAAAUCCGACGCCUGUCCCUUGGUCUCACCCAGACGCAAGUUGGUCAAGCUCUAAGUGCCACAGAAGGUCCAGCAUACAGCCAGUCUGCCAUCUGCAGGUUUGAAAAGCUGGACAUCACCCCUAAAAGUGCCCAGAAGAUCAAGCCGGUGCUUGAACGGUGGAUGGCUGAGGCUGAGGCCCGCCAUCGGGCAGGUAUGCAGAACCUGACUGAAUUUAUUGGAAGCGAACCAUCCAAAAAGCGCAAGAGGCGCACCUCAUUCACGCCACAGGCUCUUGAGAUCUUGAAUGCCCACUUUGAGAAGAACACGCAUCCCUCUGGGCAGGAAAUGACAGAAAUUGCAGAAAAACUGAACUAUGACCGGGAAGUAGUUAGAGUCUGGUUCUGCAAUAAGAGACAAGCACUGAAGAACACAAUUAAACGCCUAAAACAGCACGAGCCUGCGACGGCAGUCCCAAUGGAGCCCUUAACAGACUCUCUGGAAGAAAACUCUUGAAUGGAUAGAUUGAAAGGAAGAACAAAACACAACAAACAAACACACACAAUUAAACAUUUGAACUCUGUAAAGAUGUUCUUUCGUCACCCUUGUAAGUAAAAGACUGAGAAAACUGCAAGAUGGACAGAACAAUUUCUAAAUUUGUGUGGGUUUUCCUAGAUAAAAACAAACCAGGAAAAAAAAUCACACACAAAAAAAAUACACAGCACUUAGGAGGUGUGUGUGUGUCGUAGAACUAGUUCCAAAAAAAGCCAGUUUUUUUUUAAUGGACUUUAAAAGUAAACCAAAUAAUUGCUCACUUUUUUCCUGUGUAUUAUAAAAAUGUGAACAUGUUUUAUGGAAAAAGAACCCAACACACACACACACACACAUACACACACACACACACACACACACACAAACACAAGAACCUUUUAACUGCUGAAAGGGACAAAAAAAGAGUACAAGCCUGCCACCUGGAGGAGCGACUGUAGUCUUUCAGGUAUCAAGUGCUUCUUUACUACGAAAACUAUUAACCAAAGUCAGAAAUAAGGGAUUGCAAAUUAGAUUGUUGGUCCACUCUUUUACAAGUGCUAUGUUGUGUUAUGAAUUUUUACAUUUGUACUUUGCAAAGAGGGAAACAAAAUACAGGACUCCCCCCUCCCCCCCCCCUCCGCGCGCAUCCUUUCUCACUUGCACAGUGCGUGAGUAAAAACACCGGAUUCAUUCUACAGUGUCCAACCGUUCUGGUUGUCAUAUACAGUUUUGUGAUCUUCAAAUGUUUGUGUGCCAAAAUGACUGUUUGCUAAACUGUGGAUAGUGGGCUUUGUUUUUACUUCCAUUUUUUUAACUAAAGAUUUCAUUCAUUUGGUUUCCAUCUGACCCCUUCCUUCUCCAUCCCCAAACGGUUUACAUUUCUUUUUAAAAGUGGUGAACCUUUUUUUGAACACACAGGACUAACAAUCACGUUCUAAGGACAUAGCAGGCAACUUGAACGUCCGCUUUCAGUGGACAUCUUGCCACUUUCUAUGUCCUCUGGCCACGAACUGGGAGAGGUUACCAAAGCUACUUCUGUAAUAUAAAUAUAAACUGCACACCUGGUCCAACAUA